CCGGGCGCGCCGGGCCUCGGUCCCCGGCCGCCCCCCGGCCCCGGGCCGCCCUACGCGCUGGGCUGCGGCGGCGCGACGCGCUGGUACCCUCGGGCGCACGGCGGCUACGGAGGCGGCCUCAGUCCGGACACCAGCGACCGGGACUCACCGGAGACAGGCGAGGAGAUGGGCCGAGCCGAGGGUGCCUGGCAGCGGGGCCCCGGGCCGGGAGCGCUGCAGCGAGAGGCAGCCGAGCUGGCGGCGCGGGGCCCGGCGGCCGGCGCGGAGGAGGCGGCGGAGCUGGCCGAGGCCCCCGCCGUGGCGGGCGAGGCGCGCGGCGGCGUUGGCGUGGGCGGCGGUCGCAAGAAGAAGACACGCACGGUCUUCUCGCGCAGCCAGGUCUUCCAGCUCGAGUCCACUUUCGACCUGAAGCGCUACCUGAGCAGCGCGGAGCGCGCGGGCCUCGCCGCCUCCCUGCAGCUCACCGAGACGCAGGUCAAGAUCUGGUUCCAGAACCGUCGCAACAAGUGGAAACGGCAGCUGGCGGCCGAGCUGGAGGCGGCCAGCCUGUCCCCGCCGGGCGCGCAGCGCCUCGUCCGCGUUCCGGUGCUUUACCACGAGAGCCCCCCGGCCGCCUCCACCACCGGGCCCCCGGCCGCCGCGCUGCCCUUCCCGCUGGCGCCCGCCGCGCCCGCGCCGCCCCCGCCGCUGCUUGGCUUCUCCGGGGCCCUGGCCUACCCGCUGGCCGCCUUCCCGGCAGCUGCCUCCGUGCCCUUCCUGCGGGCGCAGAUGCCCGGCCUGGUGUGA
This is a messenger RNA of Neomonachus schauinslandi (Hawaiian monk seal), 786 nucleotides long. It is a transcript of the gene HMX1, whose product is annotated as H6 family homeobox 1. Gene Ontology annotation, molecular function: RNA polymerase II transcription regulatory region sequence-specific DNA binding; DNA-binding transcription factor activity, RNA polymerase II-specific. The record is from RefSeq and is a predicted model, not a curated record. Gene Ontology annotation, biological process: regulation of transcription by RNA polymerase II; negative regulation of DNA-templated transcription. The annotation marks the transcript as partial. Gene Ontology annotation, cellular component: nucleus. The transcript is spliced from 2 exons. NCBI's taxonomy places the organism in Eukaryota, Metazoa, Chordata, Mammalia, Carnivora, Phocidae.